UAAUAAUAUAUAAUGAUAAGAGAGAGAGAGAGGGGGGAUGGGGUUACACUGAGCUCGUAACAAGGGUAUAAAAGGGCCAGGACGAAAAGAAGACAAAGUACACAAGGCGCCAACUUGUCCAGAAACCAGACCUGCAAACAUACAUAAUGUCUCAGCCAGAGAUUAAGAAGAAGAAGAGGCCAGUUGUAAAGGAGGAGGACCUGAAAGGAGCCCGCGGCAAACUUGGUCUGAAGGGAGAGGUCAAGAGCAAAACAUAUGAGGUCAUGGUUGAGUGUGAACGCAUGGGGAAGGUGGCGCCGUCUGUUUUCAGUGGAGCUCGAUCUGGACGCGAGACAGUGCUUGAGAAACCCAAGACUCCAUCAGGAAGCGUGUUUGGCAAAUGAGUGCAGAAUGGACAAAUGGACUCUCGGUUUUAAAUGUAUGUCCAUGAGCACACAGAGUUCUGUUUUGGCAUCCACAUCAUGAAUUAAAUUAUAAUUUAGAUAAUUACGUUGCAUAUUUGUAUGUGUAAUUAAGUAUGUGUAAUUUUUUUAUACUGUUUGUUGUUGCUAAACAUGAUGCACUUAAAAAAAAAACUUGUUUCUAGUAUCACGUUUUCUAUAAUAAUAAAUUUCUAAAAGUGUCUCUGAGUCAUCAGGUUUGGUUUCUCCGUUGAAAAUCCUAUAAGGAUGGCGGUUUAGAACAUUCUUGAGAUGUUUUAACAUCACCGGUAAAGCGACUCCUACAAUUGCAUGGUGUUUUGUCAGGGAUAUUGGAUAUCAGCUUACAAAGUGAAAAACAUGUAAGUCCAGCUGUAAAUUAAUUUCAUGUUUUUCUGAAUUUAAUAAAUGAAAAUCUUCAUA
Molecule: messenger RNA, 842 nt
Organism: Puntigrus tetrazona (Sumatra barb)
Lineage: Eukaryota; Metazoa; Chordata; Actinopteri; Cypriniformes; Cyprinidae
Gene: mustn1b
Product: musculoskeletal, embryonic nuclear protein 1b
Exons: 3
Coding region: 147-383 (78 amino acids)
Biological process (GO): chondrocyte differentiation; tissue regeneration; chondrocyte proliferation
Cellular component (GO): nucleus
Source: RefSeq, a predicted model, not a curated record